AACAGUAUUCGUCGAGGCAGGCGCCUCACUGGAGUCGAGCAGUUCGCCGAGAUUCGCGUCUCUCACUCCACUGAGGCCAUGAAGAGAAGGCUUCAGAAAAAAUACAUCAUCUUAAUUGUAGGAUACUCCGUGGCGCUACUUUUAAUUCCCUACGUACUAGAUUACCGGAGCAAAUCGCCCCACAUUAAAGAUGGAUAUCGGCAACAAAAGUGUCCCGAUCUGGAGAGCACCAUCGCCCUGUGGAGGAGCACCAGAUCGGGCAACUCAACGGAGGUGAAGGACUAUGGCAACAGGAGUCAGUCCAGGACGCACAUAUACCUCCACGCAACCUGGAGGACAGGCUCUUCUUUUUUAGGAGAAUUAUUUAAUCAGCAUCCUGAUGUGUUUUAUUUAUACGAGCCCAUGUGGAAUAUAUGGCAGGCGCUUUAUCCGGGAGAUGCGGGUAGUUUACAAGGAGCAGUGAGAGACAUGAUGAACUCUCUGUUUAGAUGCGAUUUCUCCGUGUUAAAACUCUACGCAGGCUCGUCCAACAUAACCACCUCUUCUAUUUUCGGCUGGAAAACAAACAAGGUCAUUUGUUCCGAGCCUCUCUGCAAAGCGUAUAAAAAACACGAAAUUGGUUUAGUUCAAGGAGACGUGUGUAGCAAAUGCCGACCCAGAGACCUCAAAGAGCUGGAGAAAGUGUGUAAAAAGUACCCGGUGAUGGUCAUCAAAGACGUGCGGGUUUUAGAUGUGGCGGUUCUGGUUCCCCUCAUGCGAGACCCCGCCAUCAACCUCCAGAUAGUCCAAUUGUUUCGUGACCCCCGGGCCGUCCAUAAUUCUCGACUGAAGUCUAAGCUAGCGUUGGUAAAAGAGAGCAUUCAGGUGCUGAGGAGCAAGAAGCGGAGCGAUAAAUACAAGCGCCUUCUGGUGCCUAGCGACAGGGCCCAUCGUGCAGAGAACUACGUCUCGAGCGCGAUGGAGCUAAUAUGCGAUAACUGGCUCAACGACAUGUCGCUCGUAAUGAACGCUCCGCCGUGGGUAAAGAGAAACUACAUGCGGCUGAAAUACGAGGACCUGGUCCUCAGACCCGUGGACGAGCUCCAGAAACUCUAUCGGUUCUCCAACCUCACCCUUUCUCCGGCCAUGGAGAAGUUUGUGGUGAACAUGACCCACGGACGGGGUUAUUCGUCGGAUAAACCUUUCCUCAUAUCAUCCAGAGAUGCCAAAGAGGCUAUUUACGCCUGGAAGGAAAGGCUGAAUGUGGAGCAAGUGAACCAGGUCGAAGCCUACUGCAGGGAGGUCAUGAGAGAGCUGGGCUAUCAGAAGAGGAACAUGGACAAGACCUACAACCGCCAAAACAUGAGUUUAUGGUAUGUAAGCCUGAUGUGUUGGAGGAGGACCGAGGGGGAACAGCCGGAUAUGAAGCUACACCAGAAGGUAUGACACACCGGUGGAGCUGCAUCCUGAGAUCUCCCUCACAGUGAGGCGCAGAGUAGACGACAGGAGAGAGACACUUACCAACCCAUUGACCUCAAAUAAUACUGACAAGAAUCAUGUAAGAAAAGACUAACAAUAACAAAGAGGAAACACGUUCAGCAAGAGAGAAUGAAAUGGCUAACAAAAGCUCAAUCCUGACUGUGACCUGACUGCCAGAUUUCGUCCUCCGUAAUCCCUGCCCAAUCCCCAGCAGUCCAUGAUCGGACACACAAGACCAAGUCUUUACGAGCACUCAUGCUGUUGCACAUACACUAGACCUCGAGACUGACAUCCUGUUGAGUGUUCGGUUCGUUGGGAGGAUUUCACAAUGAAAACAUUCCUAGUCAUUCCUGUAUUUAUCAACAACCAAUGAAAAGAGGAUUAUGCAACAAGGGAACUCCAGUUUCUCCUUCAAAAAAAUUAAUGCUGGAAUCUGUGAAGCACAAAGUGCAAUUCAAUGAACUGAAGAUGUAGAGGACGGAGAUUGAAGAAAUAAUUUUCCCCAAAGGAAAAUCGGACUUCUCUCCCCUAACUCGCAACACUCCUGCUGGUGUGAAAUUGCCCGGUUCCCUCUGGACAUCACCUGCUUCUUCUUUUAUGUAUGAAGUCUGCACUGUCUGGGCUGUUAGACUGUGCUGAACGUUGUGUUCGUUUGUGUAUGAAGAGGACAGGAUUGCAAUUUGAAUAGUUAAUUGGCUUGGAAUGUCUCAUUUAAAACGUAAACACACAAUCAUUCUUUGAGGAUACAGGUGUUUUGUGCUCUAGGAGAAAUGCUAGAUGAUUAUCAUUAGUUAAAGGGGACAUCAGAUGCUCAUUUUCUACAAGCUGGUAUGAUUCUUUAGGGUCUUCAUGAACUGUCUGCAACAUACUUCAUCAAAAACAGCUCUGUUCACAAUGAUCCUUUUUGGAGCAUGUCUCUUUAAAUGCUAAUGAGCUCUGCUCACCCGCCCCUCUCUUCCGUGGAAAAGGAAAGGUGAUUUGCAAAUAAUCCCAAAAAUAAUGUUUAGGACUUCUGCUUGAGGUGCAGUUGGAUCAUGAACAGUGGGUACUGGUCCAUCCUUGGGGUUGAACCUUUUAGCAAAACCUGCCUUGAAUUAUUGUCC
Messenger RNA from Carassius carassius (crucian carp), 2561 nucleotides. Its product is annotated as carbohydrate sulfotransferase 7-like. The transcript has 2 exons. The coding region runs from base 79 to 1425 and encodes 448 amino acids. The record is from RefSeq and is a predicted model, not a curated record. Gene Ontology annotation, cellular component: Golgi membrane. Gene Ontology annotation, biological process: carbohydrate metabolic process; N-acetylglucosamine metabolic process. Gene Ontology annotation, molecular function: chondroitin 6-sulfotransferase activity; N-acetylglucosamine 6-O-sulfotransferase activity. NCBI's taxonomy places the organism in Eukaryota, Metazoa, Chordata, Actinopteri, Cypriniformes, Cyprinidae.